ACAUUCAUGUGUAAUCAUUAAGAGUUUGAACAUUUGUGUUCAAGCCCCGCCUCGGUGAUAGGAAUUGAUAAGAUUAAUUAGCCAUAUAUAGACUGCAGUGCCAACGCCUCUGCUUUUAAACGCAUUUAGCAGCUCAUAUCCGACAAUUUCGCUCUCGAGUUUUCACGAAGAGUAAGAAACUGAAAAAAACGUAGUCAUGGCGUCAGAAGUGCCCGCUGUGCUGCAAAAACUUUAUGGGUAUAUCGACCAGAAUAAGAAGACAUACAUUGAUAAUCUGCGUGAAGCUGUAGCUAUAAAAUCUGUGUCAUCAUGGCCAGAUUCUCGUGAAGAUUGUAUAAAGAUGAUGAAGUGGAUGCAGGAAAGAAUGCAGACACUUGGAGCCCAGACAGAAUUGGCUGCCAUCGGCAAUCAGACAUUUAUAGAUGGUAAAGUUCUAUCACUUCCUCCAGUUCUCUUAGGAUCAUUUCCGAAGGAUCCAAAAAAGAAGACAGUGCUGAUCUAUGGACACCUGGACGUCCAGCCAGCCCUCAUUGAAGAUGGCUGGGAUACAGAGCCCUUUGAACUCAUUGAGAAGGAUGGCAAGCUCUUUGGUAGAGGCAGCACUGACGACAAAGGUCCAGUUCUCUGUUGGUUGCAUGCUCUUCAGGCUUUCAAGGCCAUUGGCGAGGAAUUCCCUGUGAACUUGAAAUUCGUCUUUGAGGGGAUGGAGGAGAGUGGAUCAGAGGGCCUUGAUGAACUUCUCUGGGCGAAGAAGGAUUCUUUUCUCAAUGAUGUCGACUAUGUUUGCAUUUCUGAUAAUUACUGGUUGGGGACCACCAAGCCCUGCAUUACGUAUGGUCUUCGUGGUUUGACUUAUUUCCACCUUGAAGUUACCUGCGCCAAGGCUGAUCUGCACAGUGGCUCCUUCGGGGGAUGCGUUCACGAGGGCAUGAGCGAUCUUAUUUAUCUGCUCAAUACUCUGGUCGAUGUCAAUGGAAAAAUUCAGGUUGAGGGUAUCUACGAUUCCGUUGCUAAGUUGACCGAGGCUGAGCUGGCGAGUUACAAGGAUAUCGAGUUCGAUGUCAAGGAGUUCAAGACGUCAGUCGGUGCCAAUAAACUUGCCCACAAUGAGGACAAAACGCAGCUAUUAAUGCAUCGUUGGAGGCAGCCCAGUCUCUCCAUUCAUGGGAUCGAGGGAGCCUUCAGCGAGCCUGGAGCCAAGACUGUGAUACCGAGGAAAGUUGUCGGUAAAUUCUCAAUCAGAAUCGUUCCUGAUAUGAAAAUUGAAGAUGUUGAGGCCAAAGUAAAGGCACAUCUUGAAAAGGAGUGGGCGAAGAGAGGAAGUCCGAACAGCAUGAGGAUCAUUUUGGGGCAUGGAGGGAGACCCUGGACUGAGAAUCCAGAUCAUCCUCAUUAUAUGGCAGCCAGGAAGGCCACCAAGCACGUUUAUCAUGUCGAUCCGGAUUUGUCGAGGGAGGGAGGCUCCAUUCCAGUUACUCUCACCUUCCAGGAGGUCACUGGAAAAAAUGUAUUGCUAUUGCCAGUUGGCUGUGGAGACGAUGGAGCUCAUUCUCAGAAUGAGAAGCUCAAUAUUCAUAAUUACAUUCAGGGUACUAAAUUACUGGGUUCAUAUCUGUAUGAAGUCUCUCGCCUGUGAAAUACUGAUAUACCGCAACGUGGAUCUCGAGAUAACCUGGGAGUUUGAAAGAUGAGAAAUAUAUUUUACAUUUUUGUUAAUGUUUAUUCCUAAUAAAAUGGGCUUUAUAGAGGAAAUGAGUAGUCUCGAAGACGCUUUUAAUAAAAAAAAUACAAAAUUCA
Molecule: messenger RNA, 1797 nt
Organism: Fopius arisanus
Lineage: Eukaryota; Metazoa; Arthropoda; Insecta; Hymenoptera; Braconidae
Gene: Cndp2
Product: Cytosolic non-specific dipeptidase 2
Exons: 3
Coding region: 197-1636 (479 amino acids)
Biological process (GO): proteolysis
Molecular function (GO): metallodipeptidase activity
Source: RefSeq, a predicted model, not a curated record